Molecule: messenger RNA, 2842 nt
Organism: Marchantia polymorpha subsp. ruderalis
Lineage: Eukaryota; Viridiplantae; Streptophyta; Marchantiopsida; Marchantiales; Marchantiaceae
Source: the annotation of a GenBank genome assembly
CCGAGGGGGUAAACAAGCUCUAGAUAAGUCUAUAAGAAGGACAGGUAUUGCGGUUCAUACAGAUCAUGGGCUCGCAUUGAUUGGCACCGCACAAGCUGCUCCGAGUUCUGCAGUCGUGACUUCUGUGUGCGAAAAAGACACACAAACACACACUCACGUACACACACACACACUCAGGUCUCAGUCUACACGCAUAUGCCCCCUCCUUCCCUCCCUCCCUCGACCCACCGAAAAUCCCGACGAUUCAGCGCCAUUGUUCACCACAUUUGACACUGCGCAAGUGUGUAACAUGUGUGAACUCGAAGGGCUGUCCGCAGAGCAGAUUGCUUCCUCCCAACUGGACAGCGCCUAGGCCGGGCAGGACUUCACUUGACUGACGGGAUCCUUCCUCUUCAGUAUCCAACCUUAUUCUAAUGCGUGCGACUAUUGCUGCUGAGGCCUAUCUUCAGCAGUGAUGGAUUAUGUGGAAUUUGGGCUGCCACACGGCGGGAUUACUUUCGUGGUGCGUCUGCUGUACAUUUGAAAAUGAAUUUCUACCUUUGCCUCUCAAGAGACGAGACCCGAAGAACAUGAGCAGCUUGUUGUCGAGAAGAGUAAGAAGACGAAGAAGAAGAAAAAGAAGAAGAAGCACCUUCCCUGGAUGCGAGGCGGACGCUUGUAGGGAUCGAUCGUGGAGAAACAUAGGAGGAUGGAGGAGUAAAUGGAGGUGUCUUCUUACUGUUAGUUGGGAUAACGAAUGAUUAGAGAAGAGUCCCUGGAGUGAGGAGGAUUCACAACAUUUGUAAUCCUUCACUUGCCUUGUCCUUGUCCGCUGCUGAGUGUACCACUCCUCUUCCUCCUACGUCAAGAUGAUGCUGCUGCUGCUGCUGUUGAUAUAAAUAAGCAUCAGCUUGUAAGAAGGCUGAAAACAUGUCGUCAGGAAGGAGGCUGAUCGUGGCUGGAGAUGGCGCAGGAACAGGUAAAGGCUGGUCUUGGGUACCAAGAAGAAGAGGAAGAAGAAGAAGAAGUAAAAGAGCAACGAAAUCCUGUAUCUUGUCUGCCGUACUGAAUGGCAGGCAGGCAGGCAGGCGGUCUGGUUGGUUGGCUCCAGAGACAAACAAAGCACGUAAAACAUCUGUCAGCUGGUAAGAAUGGAAAAUAGGAGGAAAUCAGGGAGGAGAUGAUUAUAUGGAAAUGAGGGAGAGCGAGGUGAGCAAGGGCAGAAGGAGGCUGAUCGUGGCUCGAGCAACAGACAAACAGGAACCUGUUUGUGUGACCAAAGUGGAAGCCACGUACUGUUGUUUGGGUGCAGAUGAUGUUCAUUCAAGUCACAGUGGCGGUGGUACGAGAGAGAGAGAGAGAGAGAGAGAGAGAGAGUGUGAAACGAGCGACAGUGGGUCAACUGUUUAUUUGUGGCCUUGUCUGCUGUAAUCUGUCUGAGAGGCGAGAGGAAGAAGACGAAGAAUCAGCAAAAGGCGAAUCUGCCCGACGACUGAAUUUAUCCCCAAGUUCCCCAAGUCAAGCCAGCCAAGACGGAAGAGUGGCUGAUCGUGUGAGAAAAUGGCAGAGAGCACCGCCGGCCACAUCACCCGCUUUCGAUCGUCCGAAUCGCUUCAUACGGCCGCAGCUGCCAUCUGCCGGCUGGCUGGCUGGCUGGCAGAGUGGCCAAAAGGCCUUACACGGACUUUUCUUGCAGCGGAUUUGCCCCAGGCAGGUCUGGAGCUAGCUCUGUCCGUCUGGCUGUCUGGCUGCCUGUUUCUCCUACCUCCCUCUCUGAUUUGUUCGUUCCAGGGCCAUUUAGACCGGAUCGGAAUUCCACAUAGAUCUGCGCCGAGCAUAGUAUUCAUCGAAUCUGAACAAUGGCCUUGGCGUUUAAAAUUUACUAUAUUCUCGAUCAACCUCCGAGUGCAACACGUCGCUGGGUUGGGGUUGGACUGGAUCGGGAUCGGGAUUGAAAUCUUCAAGUCGCGUCAUAAUUUGGAAUAGUUGGCUGUCUUCUCUGACCCAUGGACAGGACAACAACGCUUCUGAAUCGGCCACUGUUGUCCUCGACUCAAUGUCCUGAGCUGAGAAGUGGCAAAUUGAGCCUUUCAGGAUUCUGAUCGCUUGCAAUCACCGGUACACUAGCGAACAACGAGCGAAUGAAAUCGAUUGGACUGCCAUGGCCAAAAGUCCCCACAACAUCCUUCGCACAUCGAUUGCCUUCCUUGUCUCCCUUCUGAUGGAGGUCGUUCCUCCUGCAUGCUCCCUCUUCUUCUGAGGAGAGCGAGACGCCUGGAAGGUGGCAGGGUGCACCGGCUUGGCCCAGGCUUUCUGCCUACGGCGUGUACAGAUUUGAAGACUUUUCAGCUGCGAAAGACGGUUCCUUAAUGACUUGUAUCCUGGUGAGAAGAAAAGCGUAGCUUCCAGACCCGUAGGCCCAUAGAAUAAUCAUAAAUGCAUAGAAUAAUCCAAACUCAUGAACGAUCCAGAGCCUCAGAAGAUCCUAGCGGUUUCAUACCACCACACAGCUACAUCGUCCUCGCCUCUUAGCAAGCUUCAUGCUCGACCUGGGUUCGAUCUAGCGAAGUUAUGAACGGUGACGCUCAGCUUACUCGAAUCGGAAUCGGAUUACAGAGAGCACAGGAAGCAAAUGAUGUUCAGAGAUCGUGGAGAAUCCGACAAUAAACAUCAGUUCAUGAAAAUGGAUUCGCAGAGAUAGUAAAAUCUUUUUUUAUCGUCUCGAAGAUGGAUGUGCAGGCUUUGAUUAAUCAUUUUGUCGUCUCGAUUAUUGAACCCAUGCAAGAAGCCCGGAGAAGAGGGGACAAGCAACAGAAGCAGCACUUUGGAGGAGGAAGAGGAGGGAAGGGGGGGUGGGGGGAGG